Molecule: messenger RNA, 2247 nt
Organism: Entelurus aequoreus (snake pipefish)
Lineage: Eukaryota; Metazoa; Chordata; Actinopteri; Syngnathiformes; Syngnathidae
Product: mitochondrial antiviral-signaling protein-like
Exons: 5
Coding region: 97-1866 (589 amino acids)
Source: RefSeq, a predicted model, not a curated record
GGCGGAAAUGGGCGGGUCCGGGCAGAUGUUGCGUGAAAGGAGCGAGGUCAAACUCCUUCGGAAUAUCUCGAGUGGACGCACGAAGACACGCUAAAGAUGUCAUUUGCCAGUGACAAGCUGUAUAACGGCUACCUGAGGACCAACAUGCCAACCAUUGUGAGCACGGUCAAAGUGAGAGAGAUGGUGGUCCAUUUGCCGUGUCUGACCGCUCACGACAGGGAGACCAUCGAGGCCAAGAGGGAGACGUGUGGCAAUGGUGACGCCAUGGUUCUUCUUCUGGACUGCCUGAAGAGGAGGGAGAGCUGGCCCGAGCACUUUAUCAAAGCACUGGAGAUGUGCGAGCACACCAGGAUCGCGGCUGAGGUGCGGGCGGAAUACGACACGCUGAGGGGCGCCCACAACUCCAACCCCAGCUCUCCUUCCAAUGUCCAUCCAGCUCCAGAUGAUGCUCACCUCCCCGUGCCCGAGACCGAUGCAGGUCUCGGCCAGGCCGCCGCGCCACCGUCCCCUCCACGACCCGCCCCCAAUGCCACACCCCCUCCGGUAACUGAAGCACAGCCUGAAGCUUCAACGCCGGCUGCCGCGCCCGAGUCGCCCCCCUCGCCCGACCGAGCGUGUCUUCAAGAGAGCGCCGAGCCGGAGACGCCGGAUCCGGCUCGCCCUGUGCCGGAGGAGACCUCUCCAUCCGACUUCCUGGUUGUUUUGCACCCUGAUCAAGUGAGCCCAGGAGAGGUUUCAGCGGGCGGCGCCGUGCCGACUGAACAGAGCGACGUGACCCCUGAGCGGCCCCCCGUGCAGACAACAGACCCUCCAGUGGAAGAGGUCGUCACCCUGGAGCCAGAAGAACAUUCCCAGGUGCGUUCAGUACCCGAUGCCACGCAGACUGAAAGUACAUCCGAAGGCUACGCCCUCCCCGCCGAUGACACGACCAUGGCACUGAGCCUGCCCUGCCCACUUCUCAGCGCCCAACCGCCGACCACCUAUUCGGGCAACACAGACUGUCUGGAAAUCAGCGACUUUGCACUAGGAGAGACAAGCACCGAACCCGAGGAAAACCCCCCGGAGGAAGAGGAUGUGCGGGUGCACGUGAUGCACGUGACCCAGCAGCCGUCGCUCCUCGACCUCGGCGGCCAGAGCGUCGGCAACGGCGCAGAACCCGAUGAAAACCCCCCUGAGGAAGAGGAGGCGCGGGUGCACGUGAUGCACGUGACCCAGCAGCCGUCGCUCCUCGACCUCGACGGCCAGAGCGUCGGCAACGGCGCCCAGCCGCCGACCACCUACUCGGGCAACACGGACCGUCUGGAAAUCAGCGACUUUGCACAAGGAGAGACGAGCGCCGAACCCGAGGAAAACCCCAAGGAGGAAGAGGAGGUGCGGGUACACGUGACCCAGCAGCCGUCGCUCCUCGACCUCGACGGCCAGAGCGUGGGCAACGGCGCCGAACCCGAGGAAAACCCCCCUGAGGAAGAGGAGGCGCGGGUGCACGUGAUGCUCGUGACCCAGCAGCCGUCGCCCCUCGACUUCGGCGGCCAGAGCGUCGGCAACGGCGCCCAGCCGGCGACCACCUACUCGGGCAACACGGACCGUCUGGAAAUCAGCGACUUUGCACAAGGAGAGACGAGCGCCGAAACUGAGGAAAACCCCCCGGAGGAAGAGGAGGCGCGGGUGCACGUGAUGCACGUGACCCAGCAGCCGUCGCUCCUCCACCUCGGCGGCCAGAGCGUCGGCAACGGCGACGCCUCCAAGGACGGCGCCGCCGAGGAGCCGGCGAACCCCUCCUCCGGCAGGCUGACCGCCAACAGCAAGUACAUCCUGACGGCUCUGGGCGUGGGCGCACUGCUGAUGGCGUGGAAGUGGAAGCAUUAAGGUCAGGGGGCGGUGAAGGAAGCAUGCCUUAUUGUCGUGGCUCGUCUCUGCAGGUGUGUCUUUCAGCAGCUCACCUGUCCGCUUUCAGGUGAGUUGCUGCGUGCGUGGUGGAAAUGUUUCUGUCUAGAAAUUUGAAUGAGAAAGUCAUUUACGUUCCGUCCUUUACAGCACCUGUGAGGAAAGCAUGUAGGUGCACAGGUGACUGUGAUUGGACAAAUGUCGGGUGGAGAGACUGGCGGUGACAACAUUUUUUGACCACUUCUUACGCAACACUUGAGCUUAGCUUUUGUUUAUAGCUUUAAAACUGUUUUUGUUAACCUUGGAAAGAAAACAUUUGUAUUUUGCAAAUAAAGCCAUUUUUGGAAAGACUAAAGUUGUAGU